GGCGCUCGCUCAGGCAGUAAGAUGGCGGCGGCGAGUGCGGCAGAGAGAGCGGUACUGGAGGAAGAAUUUAAAUGGUUACUGCGGGAAGAAGUUCAUGCUGUUCUUAAGCAGCUGAAGGAUAUUCUCAAGGAAACCUCCAGACGCUUUGCUGUGCAGGCCUCCGGCCCCGAAAGCCAAGUGCGGCAGGAAAACUUCAUGCUGGGCAGCUCAAACACAGAUCAAGUGAAGGGUGUCCUCACUCUGCAGGGAGAUGCACUGACACAGGCUGACAUUACUCUCAAGCUGCCCAAACACAACCAAGUUCUGCAUUGCGCCUUCAGGGAGGACAAGCAGUGGAAAAUGCAGCAGAUUCAGGAUGCCAGGAACCACGUCAGCCAGGCAUUGUACCUACUGAAUAGCCGAGAUCAAACCUACCAGUUUAAAAGUGGGGCUGAAGUCAACAAGCUGAUGGAUGCAGUGAUGUUGCAGUUGACUCGUGCUCGGAAUAGAUUGACGACGCCUGCUGCUAUGACUCUCCCGGAAAUCGCCUCAAGCAGUUUGGUGAAAAUGUUCACCCCUCCCCUUCCUGGCGAUGUGUUUGCAAACUUCUACAUUAACCUGAGUAAGCUGUGUCUGAUUGUCUACCAGCUCCACCUUCUGCAGCCCAAUCUGAACAAGAACUUCAGGCCUGCAGGAAGCUCUGUGCUGCACAAUCCCGGGUCCAUGUUUGAACUGAAUAAUCAGAAGUUGGAAGUCAGCCAUGUGCACAAGGUGGAAUGUGUGGUGCCCUGGCUCAGCGACACCCUGGUGUUCUUCACCAUCGCACUGCAGCUUUGCCAACAACUAAAGGACAAGAUCUCCGUGUUUUCCAGUUACUGGAAUUUUCAGCCCUAUUGAGCGUGUUCCUGAGACUGAAGGCUCGGACUGCACUGAGUGUUGAGUAAGCCUGCUGUCUCCCACUGGUUCAGCAGUCACUAUGCUACUGACUGUAGAUCCCGAUAGGAACUAUAUUCCAUGCACUUUCUUCCCCUGUCAGAGAUCCCUCACGUCUCCUCGGGUGGCCUGCACUUGGCAACGGUUGAAGGUUAAACCCACUCUCAGUGUUGAGGGCUGCAGGAACCUGUUCCAAACGCCCACAGGUUUGCGUUUUGAAUAGAUACUGUCACAGCACCUGGUGAACACAUCGGUACUAGAUCAGAUACAGAAGCUGCUACUUGUGACAAUUUACACUUCCACCGAACCUGUCUGGAAAUAAGCUGCAGCUUGUGCACUGCACCCUUCCCAUCAUUCUGAACCCGUGGACCAGAUUGCUGGGAGACUUAAACAGAAAAACAGUGUGUACAAGUAUCACUUCCUGACCAACAAAAUGGUUUUGAAUUAACUAUGUUGCUGGGUCCACAAAAGGUGGGGGGGGGGAUGGAAAAGCUGAAGUGAGCUGUUUUAAGUGUAAACAUAUCAUGUUCAUAGAUUCAGUCACUAAUUGCAUUGUCUCCCUUUCACAUAGCAACCCCAUUAUAUUACACCCUCUAUGAGCGUGGGGUCACUCAGGCCUCAGCUCUACACCAAGCACCCGGCCAGAUUUUUCUUACAAAACGGCCGACUUUUAGAUGGUCAAAUUGUUGCUGAUGUCACUUCCGGUAGAUGUACAAAACAAGAAGUGACAUCAGCGAAGACCAAAUAACCUUUUUAAUCAGGAAUUCUAGCGAUUACGAAGCAAGUGGCCGGCUUUACGCAGACAAAGUGAAUGGGGUCCACAGUUCAACCUCAUUAUCACGAAAUUUGAGCUGUAAGGAAGCACAUUACAACAGGGCUGCACUGUAGUUGAAUCUCAGAAUGCCUAGCUACAUUGCCACGAGAUGUUCGGUCUCAAUAAGGAUUGUUCUUAUUGGAGGAUUCCUGUAAACAGAAGGUUACUUACCUCAGUCCUCUCAGUGAUUUGCUCCUGAAUUCAGACUGCACUAAAAUGAAACCUGAACAAAGCAUGUCUCACCAUUUAGACAUUGUCGACAAUGUGCUGCUGUCUCUCAUCUUUGUGCACACACAUAUAGAGGGUUAUACAGUGAUAAGGAUUAAAAAAUCUAAGAGUUAGAGAUAUUUAUGCUUAGAUCAGGAGUCCUGCGUGAUAGAAAUUCGAGGUAGUGUGACGUGGGUCUGAGAAUCGGUAUUUGUUUAUCUACAAUCAGCUGGAAAUGAAAUUGUGACCAAAAUGGAUGUUCUGUGUCAGGGCAGAACCCUACAGCUCUGUGGUUCUAAACAUAAGUGAAAUCUGACCUCUGCACAUCAGUGGAUAAAAUAUAGGAGAAAUGUACCUUAUUGCUGUUUUUUUUAGACCUCCAGAAGUUUCCAUUAGUUCAGUAACACAUGGUUUCUCUGAUGUCAUUUGUCUGACAAGGUUCAAGGAGGUUUCGUUGUGAGUAACCGACAAAGUUGAUGUUGGCUGGUCAUAAACUAUGGCUACGGGGCUGCGCUCUGAGCUUGGGUGUGUCCAGUCUCACAGAUGUUGAGGUCGUUACUCAUUAUCGUGUAAGAAUAAGUUUGCAGUUUGAGUUUGUUUUACAGAGACAUUAUCAGGACGCUGUUUUUGGACCACAUGUCGCAUGCUGACAGCUUUAAGGGAGAGAAUUCCUUUCUUCCCCUUACUUUCUCUCUCCCGCGAGCCAUGCCUUGAGCUGGCUGGAACCUUUGCCAGUAACUUCCAGGGGCCGGUCUUCGCACAUGUCACCAAGCACAGUGAUGUGGGGAACCUCGACUCCCUGCCUGCCCUGCCACACACCCUCACCCCUCCCCACAAACCCAUUUACCCCCACUCUCAGCGUCUCACAGAGAGAAUUCAGCCUGGCUCAGGAGUUGAACCUGGUGUGUGUGGUGUUCCAGUGUUCCUGGGGAAGAAGUCACCCUUUAUGCCUUCAGGGUUGAGGCAACAAAAACAAAACAAUCUUGAUUGAAUAUUUCUUGAUUUUUGCCAUGAAUCAAGAGAUGUUCAAUGAAGAAAAGAAAAAAACACCACUACCAAUCGAUCACGGACUUGUGUGAACGUUCGGGGGCAUGGGGGCGCUUCUUGAUGGUCCUGUGGGCCACUUUUGGCCCGUGGGCCACACAUUGGCCACCACUGCUGUAAGCCAUCAUGGCGGGUCCUGACAAUGUUUCUCUUCAAAUUUCAAAAUGAAAAAAUAAGAUGAGGAAUAAUUUGAGUUAUUUGCAAACGUGAAUCUUCCAAGUCAUUGAUGUCAGUGUCGCCAGAUACCGUGUACUGGACACCCGUCGUAUAUAGAUCACUGUGUGUAGGAGGAGAAACAGCCCAUCACAUCGAUCACCAUUCCAGUAGAUGGGAAGAAACAUCACAAGCAAUCACUGUAGGAGUAUAUGGGAGGAGAUUAUUUUUGUUAAUAAAGCUUGCCAAACGUUGCACUAUUUAUACAGUACCAACCCACUCUCACCCCCACCACCCCACUAGGUAAUUGAAUCCACCAGACAUAGUGUGUUUGGUUGUAGCCAGAAGAUACUCCUUGGCCAAAUCAGGUUUGGUUUAAAUGUGAAAUUUGAUUAACUGUAUUCAUUCUCUCCUUGUAUUUUCUGUCUACAUAAGCAUUUCAAACUACAGAAAUAUGUUUGACGGUUAUAGAUAAUAUUAAUAAAUAAUCCUUGCAUUUGAUACAGCAUCUUAACACGUCAUCGAGACAUUUCAAAGCACUUCACAGAAUAUACUGUAAAGUGAUUGACUGUGUAUUUUGUUGGCAGCAGCCAAUUACCACAGCAGUGUCCCAGUGGGUGGCAGUGGAGGGAUUGUUACAUUUGGUGUCCAGCUUGAUCAAUCAAAUUGAAUAUUGUAUGCAUUAUCAAUUUUGUUUCCACCACAUGAGCUUCUCAGUCAUUAUAUGUUCUCAUCGUCUGUCCACUUUGUAGCCUGGUUUGAUAUGUUCAAACCUGCCCACAGGGGAGUGGGUUUCAAAAGCCUUACCAUAGGCUCCUCAAACCCUAAACACACUAGUGAGUCCUGGCACACUGCUGCUGCUGUCUUCAGCUGUAUCUCUGUAGGUCUAAUAUGUAUGUGUAUCACUAUGCUCCACCACUCAAGCGCUCUGGGACGCUAUAUAAAUGCAAGUUGUUGUUGUGUUCUGUGUCACUGUGUAUGUGGAACAUGUAUGUGUAUCACUGUGUAUGUAUAACACUAAUAGUUUCCAAACCAUUUAAUGGUUAAUCAUCAGUGCAGGUGUUCUUUGUCCUCGUACAUUUCUUCGUUCAGUAGAAACAACACCACGAGGGAGACGGAAAUCCUGGUUGUUUUCUCACUCGUUGGUUGACUGGUUUCUCAGCUGGGAACCUAACGCAGAUGUCCAGAUAUUGUGGUUACUCUCUGGGCAGCUUGCCUCUGGGCCUCCUUUGUCCACCAUUGACACACGUAUAGAAACUUGCUCUAUCCACUAGAGCAAGAGGGUCUGAUACACAAUGCUGAAUGGAUCAGUAUCUCAUCAACUUGAAAAGAGUUUGGGGGUUGAGUAAGCCUGAAUGAAUUAAGUUUGUGCCAUGUGUGCGUUUUAAUUUAACGAAAGGGCCAGAAGCUCUUCCAGUGUCAUUAUGUAAUGCGAAAACCUUCUGGUUCUCAGUCGUGUUGCUCUGUUACUAUUUUUGUGAUAACCUAGAGUGGUAAGAGAUAUCGUUGCACGUUUCCUAUGUAAUGUUAAUGUAACUGCAUGAGACCAAAUGUAUUUAACGCGGACCAAGAUUAUCAUUCAGAAUCUCAGUAAAGGAUUCCUCUGAUAAAUGA
This is a messenger RNA of Callorhinchus milii (elephant shark), 4744 nucleotides long. It is a transcript of the gene rogdi, whose product is annotated as rogdi atypical leucine zipper. The record is from RefSeq and is a predicted model, not a curated record. Bases 22 to 876 code for a protein of 284 amino acids. The transcript has 11 exons. Gene Ontology annotation, cellular component: RAVE complex. NCBI's taxonomy places the organism in Eukaryota, Metazoa, Chordata, Chondrichthyes, Chimaeriformes, Callorhinchidae.